AUGGUGUCAGCCCUCACCGUGACACUCAUCCAAUCAACCUUCUUCAACGCCAUAUCCAACGUCUUAGCCCAAAUCAUAGAUCAAUGGCACAACGAAGAGCCAUUCAAAUUAAACAUACCAGCAUUCAUCCAAUUCAUCACAUACUGCAUCAUUAUCGUGCCCAUCAACUUCUACUGGCAGCGAUGGAUGGAAUCACGCUUCCCGGGGUUUCCAUCUUUUAGUUGGUUCUCUUCUUCCUCUUCCUCUUCUGCUUCUACAAGCAGUAAUGCCAGAGACGCAGCAGGCGUUGUGAUACCCAUCGAGGAUCUAGCAGUCAAAGACAAGAAUAUAGCCGACAUCCAACAUCUCCCACCACCCUCAUCUUCAUCUUCAUCUUCUAUCAGGAGAUACUGGACGCCCAAGAAAUCAACAGCCACUCGACCAGGGGAUAGAGGAAUAAAAAACUUCGUCAAAAAAUUCCUGCUAGACCAAACUAUCGGCUCGGUGGUAAACGUCUGGCUCUUUAUCGUGCUGAUCAACCUGCUCAAGGGGAAAUCAUGGAGGUAUACAUCCACGCGGGUCAGUGAGGAUAUGCCGGAUGUUAUGAUUGCGCGACUCAAAUAUAGACCUAUUGUGGCGGGAUUGAUGUUCACCGUUAUUCCGGUGGAUAGGAGGGUUGUGUUUGGGAGUUUCUGCGGGGUUAUUUGGAGCGUUUAUUUAAGUUUGCAUUCGCUUUCGCGAUAA
This is a messenger RNA of Talaromyces marneffei, 723 nucleotides long. RefSeq lists its product as uncharacterized. The transcript has 2 exons. NCBI's taxonomy places the organism in Eukaryota, Fungi, Ascomycota, Eurotiomycetes, Eurotiales, Trichocomaceae. The record is from RefSeq and is a predicted model, not a curated record. Gene Ontology annotation, cellular component: membrane; cytoplasm. The coding region runs from base 1 to 723 and encodes 240 amino acids.